Colias croceus (clouded yellow) is the source of this 6273-nucleotide messenger RNA. RefSeq names its product zinc finger protein Xfin-like. Gene Ontology annotation, cellular component: nucleus. NCBI's taxonomy places the organism in Eukaryota, Metazoa, Arthropoda, Insecta, Lepidoptera, Pieridae. The record is from RefSeq and is a predicted model, not a curated record. The coding region runs from base 193 to 4896 and encodes 1567 amino acids. Gene Ontology annotation, biological process: regulation of transcription by RNA polymerase II. The transcript has 5 exons. Gene Ontology annotation, molecular function: zinc ion binding; DNA-binding transcription factor activity, RNA polymerase II-specific; RNA polymerase II transcription regulatory region sequence-specific DNA binding.
ACGACAGGUGGUCGACGGCUCGACCCAGCUAUUGCGAACGAACAUCGACUUCUCAUGCUCAUCAUCAGCCGCUAUCGUGCUCAAGUAAGAGCGAUAUGCAGUGCUUUGUGUUGAAGUGGUCGUGGUGACAUGGCGUCCGUAUUUUAAACGUUGUGAAUGGUGUAAAUAGUUCAAAAUAGUAGUUUAUUUACAAUGAAUGUGAAUUAUGAUCGUGUUUGUAGACUGUGCUUGUCAUCUCGAGGCGAAUUACUGCCGAUAUUCCCUACCACCAGUUCGGAUGACUCGGAACCUCCUGUCCUUGUGUCGAAAAUAAAGGAUUGCGUGUCCGUUCAGAUAAACGAAAAUGACGAACUGCCCACUAAUGUCUGCAGGAAAUGCUUGGAUAAUGUCAAUAACUGGCAUAUAUUCAAGACAGUUUGUGAAAGGACACAAAACAAACUACAAUCUCUGAUUCAUAAAGAGAGCAGCCAUCUAGAAGAGGUUCACAUUAAAACUGAACCAAAUGAAGGAUUAUCAGAUGGUGGUUAUGAUGAUGGGAUUGCUAUUGAUGGAACAUAUCCAGAUAUUGAGAAUGCCGGGCCCUCUAAUAAAAUCCAACCUGAAGGACCUCCAAUAUUGGCAUCUUUGGGACUCACUCCAAGAAGUGAUAAGGGUGUGGAAAGCGAAAAAGAUGAAGAGGAAGAAGAUGAAGAGAUGAAUGAACAACAAAACUUUCCGACCCCGCCCAAUGUACCAGAAGUUUCUAUUACGGUAAUGCGCCCUACAGGAGAAACGUUACACGCACGGCAGGGCAUACAGCAACUAGCUUCAAAGGAUUGCCUAGUCUGUGGCCGAUCCUACAGGUACUCACAUAAUGCCCGACGUCACGAACUCACGGCGCAUAGCUUCGAUAGAUAUACAAAUAAAAUUACAAACAAAAAAUCUAAUCGUAUGCAACCAAAACUGAGGCCUAAUCCAUUCAAUCCUAAGGCCCGUUUAAUGCCAAAUCCUAUAAGCCAUAAAAUGCAACUCAUUCCAAAUACUCCGAUGGCCAUUAAGAUGAUGCCACAAAAAACUAUCAUACCACCAAAACCCAUUCCUAUUAAGAAUAUCAAACAACAACAAAACAAUCUGCCAUAUCCUUUACGUAUUAAAGCAUUAAAAGAUUUGCAAAUCAAAAAGAAAGAACCACAAAUAUUGAAGACGCUACUUACAACGAAGCCUGAGGUGUUAGUAUCUGAACCUGAAAUUCUCAACUCAGGUCCGGAGAGCCCUGAGACAUUAAUAUCAGAACCUGAAAUAGCUUCUUUUCAAGUAGAGACUAUUCUAUCAGAGCCCGAUGGCUUCAUAAAUCAUCAAGAUGAGGGAGAAAAUGAUGAGGAAAUGCGAAAUCAAAGCCAGAAUUAUGACACUGUUGACAUGGACUCUGAUAAUGAGAUCGAAAUCGCUCGUCAACAUGAAAAUCAACCUGAAGGUGACCAAAUUGAUAAUCAGAAUGAAAUGGAAACAGAGCAGACUAUAAAUAACGAGGAAAAUGAAAAUGAGGAACAGAACGAUACUGAAAUUGAACCUAAAGAAGGUGAAGGCCAAGAAGAUGUUAAUGAUGAAAAUAACGAAAAUGAAAAGGAAGUAACAGAGAAUGAAGAAGGUAAUGAGGAAAAAGAAGCAAAUCAAGAUGAAGAAAACCAAGAUGAUGCUUUCGAUCCCGAUUUACCGCCCCUAGCCCCAGUUGUGGAGAUAAAUGAAGAUAUGCAAACAAACUCUUAUAACAGCGAGAUUAAUGAAGAAGAAGAAUUAGAACUUGACGAUUCAGCCGACCCUAAUGACGUAGUCGAUGGCGAUGAUAAGGAACUCGAUCCAGAUAAACAGUACGUCACCAAAACGCAAAAGGAAUUCAUCCAAAAAUAUCGCGACAUCAUCGAACAGAUCAACACUAAAAGAUGUCUUUGCUGCAAUAAAGAACACCCGAGAAGAAAAGCAGUUAUACAACAUUUGCAGAAAAAUGGACACAAAGUACCUAAACAUACUUGUUACAAUUGUGUCGUAACCUUCACUCACAUAGGUGCUCUGCUAAGUCACAUGAGAUCAAAUACUUGCACUGAUCUAUGGAAAAUAAUUUAUAAUGAAAAUGGUAUCAGUGAUGAUCAAGUUCUUGAAAAUGAACCAAAAGAUGUCAAAGUACAUUACAAAGAUAUAUUUAACGCUAGGUCCUAUGCUUGCAAGUUGUGUCCUGCAAAAUUCCAAUUGAAACAAUUUAUUAUGAAACAUGUGUUAGAUGUUCAUGAGGACGGCCAAUCACAGGUUCAUCUUGCUUGUGUGCAUUGUAGGUCGCGAUUCAAAGAUAAGAACAUGUGGAAGAAACAUAUUCGUAAUGGUGAAUGUACUGUUUACAUCGCCUGUGAUUUAUGUUCAGAGACGUUCCGCAAUAUGCAAGAUUUCAAUGAACAUGCUCUGGCAAUUCAUGCUGGUAGUUUUGAUCCUGAUAAUCAGAACAAAUGUGUGGACGGUCGUCCGUCUGAUUGCCCCAUUUGUGGUAAAAAGAACAGUGGCUAUGCAAAUUUAGUUAAGCAUUUGAAGAUAAUACACAAUGAAGAGAAACCGCAUUACUGUCAACAUUGUGAUUCAAAAUAUGAGCUAGCCACCGAUCUAAACAAGCACAUCUACAUGGAGCAUUCUGAUAAGGUUUUAGGAGUGCAGUCCUCGGAGCCAGACAUGUCGCUUGUAAAAGAAGAGACAGAAGAAUACCAUUAUUCAUGUACAGAAUGUAAUGCCAUAUUCGAAACUGUCGAUGCAUGGACUGAUCAUCAGGUUGCAGAACAUAAUCAAAUCGCGCAUCAUUGCGACCAAUGUGAAAAGAAAUUCCUAAGACCAUCUGAGCUGGCAGAGCAUAAAAAUAGUCACUUGCGCGUCAAGUUGUACCCGUGUAGUAUUUGUUCCAAUUCUUACAGUACGCCACAAAAGUUAGCGGAGCACGUUCAGCAGACUCACCCAGGAAUGGGAAUGGGCGCCGGAGAAACAGAAUUCUUCUGCGAUAUUUGUGUGAGAUCAUUCAAAAGUCGUCAGGCCUUCUCGAACCAUAUGCGUAUUCAUGCUAAAGUGCCCUCUACUAAGAGAAAGUCUGGAGAGCCUAAAAGUUUUGCUCCACAAAUUAUUGGUAAACCAAUUCGUCAUUUCUCUAUGGUACAACCUGGAUUUAGUCCAUUUAAACCCAAUUGUAAUGUACCAAACGCACCUUAUUCGUGUGAUAUUUGUGGAAAAGGAUUUAUGCACAAGAAAAACAUCUGGAAGCACAAGAAAGUUCUGCAUGCAGAUAUUUUGAAUGAAAGAAAUGACAGUGAGGAGAACACUAUGCAUGCAUCCACAGAAGAUGACGAAUACAAUCCCGAUGAAAAUGGAGCGAUUUUAUCUACGCCACAGUUCAACAGCUUCAAUUUUGCGAAUCUUGCAACUAGCAUGCAGCCAGCGCCUUCCCAGGAUGCAAUGCCAUAUUCCUGUGACCUGUGCUAUAAGCGAUUCCCUCUAAAAACAAGCCUGUGGAAACAUAAACGUGCUAAGCAUGGAAUUAUUAACGCGAGCGCCACAGACAAUUCGGUAGAAGUUAACAAUAGUAGAUCCAGUUGUACCAUAUGUAAAAUUUCGUUCACCGACAAAAAAUCAUACUACAGGCACAGGAAAAAUGUCCACAAGUCGACUGUUCAAAUGUGUAAAAUAUGUGGCAAGCCAUUGAAUUCUACUCUAGAGCUCUAUGAACAUUUAAAGUCUGCUCAUGCACGGGAAUUGUUAGGCUACAACGCUAGCCAAGGUCCUAGUAAAGCUCAAGAUAUUAGUCAAGAAAUGGAACUCGAAUACGAGCCAGAGCCGGAACCCGUGGACCCGAGUGCGGACUACCAAGCUCGAUACCCGUGCGACACGUGCGGGAAACAAUUCGUUGGCUUGCUCGCCUUACAAAACCAUCAAUGUAUCAAUCAAGUUACACAACAACCUCAGACUUUCGAUUGUGAAAUUUGCCACAAGAGUUACACCUCCAUCGCUGCACUCAAGAGUCACCGUGGAUGGCACUUGCGCUCGCCCGACGGCAAGGCCGCCGCGAACAACAGCGGCUUGUGGAUGCCGCAAAACAAAGUAACGAGUAAAGUCAGUAAAUAUGAAGUCGUCGACCCGUCUCAGUUAGCCCGCGUGUCGCACACGACUACCAGUCCGGCCUCCAUUGCCAAGCGAAGGCUACCGCCAGAAGUGGAGGUGACCGUCGUCAAUCCGAACAAAAAAAUGCGAUCGGAUGAUUCUAUCGAAAUGGACCAGCAGAUUUCAUCCAGCGGAGCGGACGACAGAUACUGUAAUAUAUGCGAUCGCGAAUUUACGAAACGAGCAGCCUAUCAGCGCCACAUGGACGAGGUGCAUCAACCGAACUCGGUGUUUUGUCCCGUCUGCGACAAGAGUUUCACGCGAAAGUCCACUUUAAUUGUGCAUAUGAAGAAGCACUAUGACACCGGGGAAGGUAGUUCGAGUAUGACUCUUCAAGAGGACGAUAAUAAUUCGUGCGAAGUGUGCGGGGAGCAAUUCGAGAGCGCUAAAGCGUUGAACAUGCACCGCGAGACGCAACACGGUGAUGAGGAAUCUAACGAAUCUGAAGAUGACGGUUCGGUGCCGCUCCCGCAGCCCGGAGAGUUCACGUGCGGACAGUGCGGGGACGGGGUCGCCACUCCUCGCGAUCUGAUCGCGCACAGAACUAUGCACUCGACGCCCACUAAAUUCUUCUGCAAUAUUUGCAAGGUAUACUUUGCAAGAGCGAUCGACCUGUCUUCGCACACGCGAGCCAGGCAUUCUGAUAAUGAAAAAGUUUUCUUCCCUUGUGCUAUGUGCGACCGUUUCUAUAUGAAUAAGAAGAGCUUACAACGGCACAUCGAAAUGGCUCACUGAUGUUAACUUUCAAGCUGGUUGAACACCAGCUGGUUUGAAUAUUGUCUUUUCAAGUGAAAUGACUGGACGUUACUAGUGAGGUGGAAAUUGAUAUGUUUAAUGUAAAUAAGCGUUUUUUAAUGAUUUCUUACCUUAGGAAAAGGUAUUUUUAACUUUUAUUUUGUUGUCAUUCCUUGUCUUGUUUGGUUUUGUAUUAUGGUAAAUAAUUUUUAAUUUUAAUUAAUAUCUGCUCAUAUCUUGUGUUAUUUAUUUAACUUUCAAUUUAGCGAUUGAAGUGACUCAAUAAUUUGAUUUUGAUUAUUAACUAUGAAGGUGUAAGUUAGGCCUUGAAUACUAAGCCGAAUAAGUUAAUUGUUAUUUCGUAUUUUUUAAUUAAGCGAAGUGAUUAUAUCUAUUUCUGUAUUUUAAAUACUGAAAUAACGGGCCAAAAUUUUCAUAUAGUCAUUUAAAUGUUUUGUUUUUAUGUAAGUGAUGUUUUGUCUUUGAAUUAAUAAGGGCAAGAUAAAUUAAUUUAAUCUUGGUGAGUUCUUAAUAAUAAUAAUAACUAGGUUCUUUUAUUAUUAUUGUAAAUAGUUCGAUGACUACAAAUUAGGGAUAUUGAGUUUUGAUUUAAAGAGUAAUUUUAAGUUCCAUUAAAAUGUACUGAUUAUUUUAUAGCAAUUCAACUUGUAUAUUUUUUACGAAUAAGUUAACCACAAAAAUGCAUCAUCUCCUCAUCUAUGAUAAUUAUUCGGCCUAAUCAUCUGUUUUAAAAAUAUGGUUUCAGAUCAAUUCACAACUUAAAUCAAGUGAAAUUAAAUGAUGCAUUAUUUUAACGUCUUAAUUAUUAAUUUUAAUCAACCAAUUUAAUCAUUUAUUUAAUCUAAAUCUUAUAUACCGCAACAUAUUUUACAAAUAACAUCAUCUCUUUGAUUCUCUACGAAGACAUAAUUAGAAAUAAAUUAAAAUACUAAGAUUUAAAUCAACCACAUAAAAAUAAUGAUGUAUAUUUUGAGCGACAUAUAUGCUAUGUGCAGUAUGUAUCUAACUAGAUUCUCAAAGACAUAGUGCCUUGUUGAUUGUGUCCUCAUGAUUUUAAAUUUUAAUUUAUAAUGUAACCCCUCAUACAUAUUGGUAACUCUUUUAUUGAAUCGCUAGGUAUGUAAUGUUUAUUAAGGAAAAAGUCUGAUUUAUAUACUUUUUUACAUCAUGGAAUUGCCAUUGGAAAUAAAACCAAAUUGUAAUAUAUUUAUUGAUCUCUCCUUUUAUUCGGCUGUAAAUUGUGUUUUAAUCAUUGUUACUUUACAAGUUAUGUAUAUCGCUAUAAAAUUAGUGUCCAUAGAUGAGGUUUUUACUUUGUCAUCUUUGUGGUUUCACAAAUAAAGUGACUUAAUAAAA